Messenger RNA from Bombina bombina (fire-bellied toad), 3525 nucleotides. Its product is annotated as collagen alpha-1(XXI) chain-like. The transcript is spliced from 30 exons. The coding region runs from base 90 to 2963 and encodes 957 amino acids. The record is from RefSeq and is a predicted model, not a curated record. Lineage: Eukaryota; Metazoa; Chordata; Amphibia; Anura; Bombinatoridae.
CUUGAAGACGCUGGGAUUGCAAGCUGCAGCAGCCACAAGGAACUAAGGCUGUAUGAACAUGCUGAACUAUUUGCAGAUCUCAGUCGUAAAUGGAUUGGAUAAAAUGCAAACUUUAUACUACUUUCAUACUUCUACUUAAUUAUUAUGUAUCAGCAGAGGAUGACGAAAUAAGAUCAAGUUGUAGAACGGCGCCAAAUGACUUAGUUUUUAUCCUUGAUGGUUCCUGGAGUGUGGGGCCAGAAAAUUUUGAAAUUCUAAAAAAAUGGGUUGCUAAUAUAACAAACAACUUUGAUAUAGGCCCGAAAUUUACUCAGGUUGGAGUAGUUCAAUACAGUGACUAUCCUGUUCUUGAGAUCCCUCUGGGAAGAUAUGAUUCAAUCAAUGAUCUUAUCAAGACAAUGCAAUCCAUUCAAUAUUUGGGUGGGAAUACAAGAACUGGUAAUGCUAUACAAUUUUCAAUUGAUAAUCUUUUUGCUAGAUCAUUAAGACCUUUAACUAAGAUUGCAGUUGUUCUUACUGAUGGGAAGUCACAAGAUGAUGUAAAAGAUAUAGCAGAAGAAGCAAGAAGAAAUAAAAUUACUCUUUUUGCCAUUGGUGUUGGCUCAGAAAUUGAAGAAAGUGAACUUCGAGCAAUAGCCAACAAACCAUCCUCUACAUAUGUUUUUUAUGUUGAAGACUACCUAGCAAUAUCAAGAAUAAGAGAAAUUAUGAAGCAAAAACUGUGUGAAGAAUCUGUUUGUCCAACAAGAAUUCCAAUUGCUGCUCGAGAUGAAAAGGGCUUUGACAUACUUUUAGGGUUAGGCAUCAACAAGAAAAAAGCCAAGCGAGUGGAAGGCUCCUCCCCUUACAGCAAAGCUUAUGAAGUAACUUCAAAGAUUGAUCUUACUGAAUUUACAAGGAAUAUAUUCCCAGAGGGCCUUCCUCCUUCUUAUGUGUUUGUUUCCACUCAGAGAUUUAAGGUGAAGAAAAAAUGGGAUCUAUGGAGAAUACUAGCGCUUGAUAAUUCUAUACAAACAGCUGUUACUUUAAAUGGCGAAGAAAAAACAUUAUCGUUUACCACAACCAGUAAAUCAAAUGAUACACAGGUUGUCACUUUUACUACGUUUGGUGUUAAGAAACUAUUUGAUGAGGGUUGGCACCAGAUGCGACUAUUGGUUACAGAAGAUGAUGUAACCUUGUAUGUGGAUGACCAAGAAAUUGAAACAAGGAAACUACUCCCAGUUAUAGGUAUUUUCAUAAGUGGGAAGACUCAGAUUGGAAAGUAUUCUGGAAGAGAGGAAUCUGUUCAGUUUAAUCUACAAAAACUGCGGAUAUAUUGUGAUCCAGAGCAGAAUAAACGUGAAACGGCUUGCGAGAUUCCCGGAAUGAAUGGAGAGUGUUUGAAUGGUCCAAGUGAUUUUGGCUCCACACCUGCUCCCUGUGUUUGUCCUCCUGGGGAAAAGGGACCUCCUGGCCCCAAAGGAGAUCCUGGACUGCCUGGGAAUCCUGGUUCUCCUGGACAACCUGGUCCAGAUGGUAAGCCUGGACUGCGUGGAUUACCGGGUGAUUCAGGUAUACCUGGUACACCAGGAGUGCAGGGACCAAGAGGCUUGCCAGGUUUAAAGGGCAAUUCUGGUCAGAAUGGUGGUAAGGGAGAACGUGGAAUCCCUGGGUUUCCAGGGCUGCAUGGUCAACCAGGAUCAAAGGGUGAGCGAGCACCAAAGGGAGACAGAGGAGUUGCUGGAAUUGAUGGAAAAAAGGGGGCAAAAGGUGAUAAAGGAAAUAGUGGAUCAACUGGAAAACCUGGAAGAUCUGGAGAACCUGGAACUCAUGGAACAGAUGGCUUACAUGGAAAUCCAGGAUCAAAGGGUGAAGAAGGAAAACCCGGUCCUCCUGGGAUGGAAGGUCAUCGGGGAUUACCAGGAAUACCAGGAAUACCUGGAAAUGAUGGUGCUAAUGGAAUAAAGGGUGAAAUGGGAUCUCCUGGUCAACCAGGUCCUCGAGGACCUCCCGGAGUACCUGGAAUAAUGGGUCAAGAAGGAUUAAUGGGCCCACCUGGAGCAGCUGGACCUAAGGGAAAUAAGGGGGACUCUGGAAUACCAGGAAAAGCUGGGUCUGUAGGAAUUAAGGGAGGAAAAGGAGAACCUGGUCUUCAAGGUCAACAAGGAUAUAGAGGUUUGCCAGGACUUCUAGGUGCAAAGGGUGAUAAAGGAAAUGCGGGGGAACGAGGCAGUCAGGGCCAAAAAGGGAAUCAAGGUUCUACAGGAACCCAAGGUCAGAAGGGAGAGCCUGGAAUCACUGGAUUUAAAGGAGAGAAAGGAGAGACUGGGGAUACAGGUCUUCAAGGUUUUAAUGGACAACGAGGAGAACCUGGCAGCCCUGGUUUAAUUGGUGCUCCUGGUCCGCGGGGUGUUGUUGGUGAAAAAGGACCACCUGGGCAGCCUGGACCAGAAGGACGGCCUGGUAGAGAACAGUCUGAAGAAUUUAUAAGACAAGUCUGCAUGGAUGUUUUAAAAGCCCAGUUACCAGCUCUUCUUCGUACUGGAAGAUUAAAUAAUUGUGAUCAUUGUAAGAAUCAAGAGGGGUCUCCUGGUCCCCCAGGGCCUCCUGGUCCAAUGGGUCCUGAAGGUUCAAGAGGUCAAUCUGGACUACCGGGAAGAAAUGGUUUUCCUGGACUUCUAGGUCAUCCAGGUCAGCCUGGUCUGCCUGGAACAAAAGGGUCUCCUGGGAAGCCUGGUAUAAAGGGAAGUAAAGGGGAAGGAGAGCCUGGAAUUCAGGGUCCACCAGGGUUAACAGGACCAGUAGGUCCACCUGGAAUAGGUAAAGAAGGUCGGCCUGGUCAACCUGGAUCCCCUGGUAGAGAAGGAGAACGUGGACCUCCUGGAACACAGGGUUCCCCUGGACAACCAGGAAUUUGUGAUCCAUCUUUAUGUUUCAGUGCGAUUGUGGGAAGGGAUCCAUUUAGGAAAGGACCAACUUAUUAACAAUGCAUUAUAGAAGACACAUGAUAACUAUGUUUGCCUUGUCUAGUCUUUCAUGUCUCAGGAAGAUCACUAAUUGUCGGUUUAUUAGGAACACAAGUACCAUCUUUUAUUUUUGUAAAUUAAAUAUGUUUGCCAUCUAAGAAAAUCUUGUCAUAUAUUGAAUUAAAUGUUCAGGAAGAGAUGGCAUACAGUAUGUUUCCAUCUAUAGUUAUUAUGUAUACUUAAUGUCGCCAUCUGUUUGUUGGUAUUUAUUUAUCUGGAAGGUAUACUGAUUUAAAGAACUGUGAAAUUGUUUCACAUCAAACUAUGUUAUAUUGUCUAUGUAAUUAUCAUGUAAGAACAAAAAUACAUGUUGGUCUCUAAGUUUAGCUAAACAUAGGACAACAAAUAAAAUACACUGUUACAAUGAUGCUACAAAGCUUUAUUAGAGAACAUCGUCUAGCACAAAAGUUCUGUCUUUAAUUGUGUUUUACAAAAUUGCUUUUAUAUCUGGAAAACUAUAUAUUGAAUAUUACAUCAUAUUUUGUGCCAGAAUAAAGACCGUAAGACAUUUUUCAACUGA